GCUCCCCCAUGAACCAGUCUGCAGUUACAGACAGAACAAGGAACACUGUGACCUACAGGGUGACCUCCAGGAAUCAGACCUCCGUAGUACUCUUCGACAGUAAGCAUAGCUUGGUUUGCUACAGGGCCGCAGGUGAGAGAUCUUGCUUCCUGCGCAAGAUGGAUGGACAUGACUUUGAAAAUAUCCAGUCCAUUCUAAACAUGUCUGAUCCAAAGGACGAGGGGAUCCUUUUACAGCAUAACAGGACACGGUUUUACCGGGAGUUCCUCGGGAUCUUGGGAAGUCGGAAAGUCAAUUAUGAGCUUGUAGGGGAAGCAGUGCAAAUGUUGUGUGACCAGCUGCCCAUGUACUGGGUGAAGAAGAGUGAAGGUCCAGCCAGGCAACGCCUGAUUUACCUCUGCAUUGAUAUCUGUUUCCCCAAUAACAUCUGCGUCUCCGUUUGUUUCUACUAUCUGCCUGACUAAAGCAACACCACGCAGCGUUGAAGCCCUGCACCUUGUGCCCAACAUUAACCUUUCAGCAGAAGUUUGCACAUAAUUUGUAAUGUUCCCUGUAGGAGUUGUCUUGUGUGUAUUCGGUAACCUUGUGUAUCAGCCACAAUGCACAGUUCAUCCAGCCAAGCCCGCUCAUUAGAGCCUCCAUAGUAGUAACAGAAGUGCAGAGCAGUAGAGACGAGGAGAUGUCAGCCAGGCAGAGGCAACUGCAUUUUUGUACUUUGGGUUUUAACGCAAUGCAACCCCUACAACCACCUCCCUUGCUGAACUAGUGCAAAGACGAUGGGAAUUGCAGUUUUACAUUAGCCGGAGUGUGUGGCCUCUCUCCUCAACUAACCAUAGGACAUAACGGUUUUGGCACUGGCAUUUUAAGGCAUUCUUGCAACAGAGAAAUAAAGAAGAUGAGCGAAUAUAGACAGGGCUAUUCAGGGUCGGACAGGCCUAUUAGGAGACCAGGAGAUCUCCCUACUGUACGAACCAUCCCUCCAGCUCUUAUAUUUCUACCAUAGUACUGAGAAGUACAGAUAGAACUUAAUACAGUUUAUAACCCAGUCCAUCCUGAUCCAUUAGGUCUCCGCUGACACGAGGCUUCAUUUACAAACCUAGACGCUGAAUAUUGCAAGUGUAGUUCGUUUUAAGCAGUUAGAAAAUAAAAGAACUUCCAGGUUGCUCUGGGCUACUGCAUUUGCACAAUUUUGCACCAGUCCCGUGUAAAUCAGCCCCAGCAUAGAGUGAAAUAAUUGACCUCUUUUCAGUUACUGGGUUUUGUGUUUUAGAAUGGAAGACGCCAGGCCCACCUGCAGCCCGUUCCUCCUCCUACAUCUACCCCCCCCA
Xenopus laevis (African clawed frog) is the source of this 1328-nucleotide messenger RNA. It is a transcript of the gene bricd5.S, whose product is annotated as BRICHOS domain containing 5 S homeolog. The transcript has 4 exons. NCBI's taxonomy places the organism in Eukaryota, Metazoa, Chordata, Amphibia, Anura, Pipidae. The record is from RefSeq and is a predicted model, not a curated record. Bases 9 to 464 code for a protein of 151 amino acids.